Molecule: messenger RNA, 795 nt
Organism: Sinocyclocheilus grahami
Lineage: Eukaryota; Metazoa; Chordata; Actinopteri; Cypriniformes; Cyprinidae
Product: protein disulfide-isomerase A4-like
Exons: 5
Coding region: 169-795 (208 amino acids)
Biological process (GO): protein folding; response to endoplasmic reticulum stress
Cellular component (GO): cell surface; endoplasmic reticulum
Molecular function (GO): protein disulfide isomerase activity
Source: RefSeq, a predicted model, not a curated record
AAAAAAAGCAUUUAGAGAAAAAUGCGUGACGUGUAAUGAGCUGAGCCAAAGCAUUUAAUGCAAACGUUAUAACUAUCACAGUAUUUAUUACUUUGAUUAUCGGUAGCAGUGUAUGCGUCUCGGUUUAAUCCAUUAAGCUAACUAAAGGAGGCGUGAAUAUUACAGAUCAUGAAGAAGAUAACCCUUCUAUUGAUUGUGCUGCUUGGAGUGACACACUUCAUAUUGCCAAGCCGAUGCGAAGAAGAUGCCAAAGAUGAUUCAGCAGAAGAUAUUGGAGAGGAAGAUGAGGAUGACGACGAUGAUGAUGAUGCAGAUGACACUGAAGUAAAGGAGGAGAAUGGGGUGCUGGUCCUGACAGAUGAAAACUUUGAUACCUUCAUAGAGGGCAAAGACACAGUACUGGUCGAGUUCUAUGCACCAUGGUGUGGCCACUGCAAACAGUUUGCUCCGGAGUAUGAGAAGAUUGCUCAGACGCUAAAGGAGAAUGACCCACCGAUUCCUGUGGCAAAGGUUGAUGCCACAAAGGCUAGUGCACUGGGAAGUAGAUUUGAAGUUUCUGGAUAUCCCACCAUAAAAAUACUUAAAAAGGGGGAGCCGGUGGACUAUGACGGGGAUCGAAUUGAGCGUGCCAUUGUGGAACGGGUUAAAGAAGUUGCCCAACCAGACUGGAAACCUCCUCCGGAGGCCACCCUAGUCUUGACUAAGGAUAAUUUUGAUGAUGUGGUGAACAAUGCAGACAUUAUUCUGGUGGAGUUCUAUGCACCCUGGUGUGGCCACUGUAAGAGUCUUGUGUGA